Neurospora tetraspora is the source of this 1479-nucleotide messenger RNA. RefSeq lists its product as uncharacterized. The record is from RefSeq and is a predicted model, not a curated record. Bases 124 to 1254 code for a protein of 376 amino acids. Lineage: Eukaryota; Fungi; Ascomycota; Sordariomycetes; Sordariales; Sordariaceae. The transcript is spliced from 2 exons.
GGCUCUGCUGCCUACACUCUUGCAAGCGACAAUCCGGGACGAAAAAGAAAAUCGCUUCUUCUCUAUUAGUCACCACAAACAGAAGCGACUCGAAAAUCCUCAACUCUAGUCCUAAGUCACUUCAUGUCUACCUCUACUCCAGUUUUCUCCUUCGGUCAGGUCCAGGAACCCUCCCCCUUCAGCAACACCAACACCAACAACCACAAUAGCAACAGCAACACAACAACAACGCCAUCCUUCCCCUCUUUCACCACCUCCUUCUCCUCGCCAUACCAACCUCAAUACCGACCAAAAAUCAGCUCUCCCCUCUCUUCCUCGCCCAUCCGACCAUUCGAUUCCAUGUCUCGAUCUUCACCACCAGGUUCACCAACCUCGAAACCACGAGGAAUCUUUGGAGGACAGUCACAGUCACAAUCAUCACCGAUCUUCGGGUCGUUUUUACAGAGUCAAGGGCAAGGACAGGGACAAGGGCAAGGAGAAGCUUCAGGUCAAAAUGGACAAGCCGCGGCAGAUGGACAACAGGAACAAGGACAGAACAACAAAUUUCUAAAAUACAACUCCCGCCCCGCCCGACCUAUGAACCACCCCUCUUUCUCCUCCAACCGCAAAGAAGACCGACGGCGGUUGUUUCUGCAAAAUGUACGGCAACGAGCGGACGAUAAGGCGUGGGAGAGGAGGGGUGGGGAGAAUGAGCUCCUAAAACUAGAAUGGCUCCGCUUCAACCGCGAACUCCGCCUAGCAAAAGAAGCCUCCGCCCCUCCCAAUCCCUUCAACUUCAACCCUCAAUACCACACCGACUCCUUAUUAGAACAAGAAAUCGAAGAGCUCGCCCAGCUCCGAGCAAAGUUCAAUCACCAGCAGCAGUUUCUCGAAGGGCUGUUGGAAGAUCAACCGCCGCCAGGGACAGAACAGGGAGAACAAGAAAAAUAUCAAGAUAUGGAUGAUGCGUACAUGGCGGAUAUGAUUGCAAGAGAGGAGGAGGCGGAGUUGGAGGCGCUGUUGGCGCUGAAUCAGCAGGCGCAGGAGGAUUUGAGGGUAAGGGGAGGGCAGCAGGGGCAAGGGCAGCAACAACAGGGAGAUGAGUUUAUGGAGAAGGAGGAAGAGGAGGAUGAGUAUGAUGCGCUGUUUAUGGAGGUUUUGGCGCAGCAGCAGCAACAACAACAAGGGCAGCAGCAGCAACAGCCGAAUGGUGGUGGUGAUCCGGGGAUACAGCAUCAUCACCACAGUCAGGACGACGUGGAGAUGGGAGGGUGAAUAUCAUCGGGACGGUUGAUGAUAUUUCUUGCGCUUCGUUCAUAUCGUGGGACACAUAUUGGCUUCAUAGCUUGCAUUUGCAUAGGACAAGGAGUUCCGGCUACACUCAUAAAGGGUUGAUUGGGUUUCGAGACACAAAAGGAACACGGCCAAUAAUGAUUUUCGGAUUAGAAGGGUAUAUGUAACAGGAAUACGGGUUGGUCCACUCUAGGGUGUGAAGGAUCA